Molecule: messenger RNA, 1902 nt
Organism: Colletotrichum costaricense
Lineage: Eukaryota; Fungi; Ascomycota; Sordariomycetes; Glomerellales; Glomerellaceae
Exons: 3
Coding region: 1-1902 (633 amino acids)
Source: RefSeq, a predicted model, not a curated record
AUGUUGACCUCGUCGCCUUGGGCGGCGCUCCUGCUGGCCAGCGUCCUUUCUUACUCCGCGCUCGCGGACGAUUCUUGUUCAAGUUCUACUGACCCAUUAGUAUUACCCAUAAAAAACGUUACCUUUCCCAAUGGCAUCGGUGCCAAUCGUGGCCUCAAGCUCACGCUUGGUGGCCAGGUUCAAGGCAUGCGCAUGUCCACCAUCUUAAACAACACGCGAGUUAGAAAUAGUCUGGACUGCCCGGACAACUCAACAUACGCAUUCGUCGGCUGCCAAGGAGCCUCGGGCAGUGUAUACGACACCACAGGAGGCACAUUCAGCCAAGUCGUCAACAUCAAGGACUGGAACGUAACAACAAUCGACGCUCAGCCUGAAGAUGGUGAAACGACGGUACUCCAUGGAUACGAUGUCGCAAACUUCACCGAUGCUCCAGCCGUAGCCUAUGGGUAUCCCUUCGAGGUAUGGGCCGAUUAUGACUCCAUGAACAAAAGCGCCAUCGCAUUCGGUCCGAACUCGUCCACCCUAGACAGCUUCGUAAGGAACGACUUGGCCCCCACGACAAGCUUCAGCCUGGACUACGGCUCAACAUCAGAGCUUCACCCUCGCGACGGCCAGCUAGUCAUCGGCGGCUACAACGAAGCACGCUACAACGAGUCCCAGGUUGCAGAGUUCAGCAUGUGGGGAGCCAACGCCCCGGUCCCGUGCCCUCUCCAGGUUCUCGUGUCCGACAUCGUCCUCACCAAUACUGACGGCGAUCACUCUCUCUUCGACCCGGGCGUCAAGGUGGCUGCCUGUAUUGAUACAGUGCAGAACAGCUUCACCCUCACGCAGAACAUGUUUGCCAAGCUCCAGAGCCUCGGUAACCACACCACGACUGACGGCAUGGCCUUUGGAGAAUCCGACUUCCCCAAGGACCGUGAGUCCCUCCUCGGCUCCCUGACCAUCAAGCUAUCCAACGGCUAUACAAGCGUCAUCCCUCAUUACGAACUGGUCAGCCAUGUACGCGGCACGGAUGCCCGUGGUAGAUAUGCUGUGCUCAACAACAGCAGGAUCAGCACCUCGGUUGCCUCAGGUAUGAGCGAUCUGGGUGACAACAUUCCCAUCCUCGGAGGCGUCUUCCUGUCGCAGAACUACCUCCACGUCGACUAUGACGCGGGUAAAUUCUGGCUAAGCCCGCAAGUAGCCAACGGCACUCUACCAGACCACAUCACAUCAUCAUGUAACGGCACCUCAUCCUCGAGCGGCGGUAACAAAGCCGCCCUGGGCGUCAAAGUAGGCGUUCCGGUAGCCAUCGGUGCCGCCCUAAUCUUCUUUGUCGCAAUGUGGUUCUGGUUGAAGAAUCGCAAACCCAAGCAAAACGGGCAGUUUGCAGGCGCGUCUCGCUCCAUCCCGCGAUCGGAGAAGCGCGACGCCCCAGACUCCAAGUCCUCUACAACCAAUUUCGCCGGCUAUCACAAUGUUAACCACGCGAAUCCCGAUGGCCAUAUGGAACUCGAAGGCGACCUCGGCCACGCCGUAGGCCACCAACAACAACGAGCCGAACUAGCGGAACCCGCGCCGGCAUACAAGUCGGAGUGGCCCCGGCAGAACUCUAUUCAAGGCGAGAGCGCCGCGUAUUAUCAGCAAUUCGAGGAGCCAGGCGAGAGUUACGAGCUUGCAGACACGUCGCCGCACUCUCAACUUACACAGUCUCCUCAAGAACUUCAGCAGCCUCCACACCCCCAGAUCGUCAUCCCACCAACAAAUCCACCUCCCAUCAAACGAAAGGACACCGGCUUGAGCGACUGGGUGCCGAGUCCAGCGACACUGAAGAAACAGUUGUCGGGAUUCAGCGAGGCCGUCUCACCGACGAGCACACGUGCGAACAGCACGAGGGUUAAUCCACAUAUUUCUCCUGUUUAG